Messenger RNA from Fusarium oxysporum Fo47, 1027 nucleotides. RefSeq lists its product as uncharacterized. The transcript has 3 exons. The record is from RefSeq and is a predicted model, not a curated record. The coding region runs from base 238 to 840 and encodes 200 amino acids. Lineage: Eukaryota; Fungi; Ascomycota; Sordariomycetes; Hypocreales; Nectriaceae.
CCUCCACACUCUACAACUGCUCAAGGGAGCUCUAACUUAUAACAUGCUUUGACUUACUACAACACAUUCAUUAAUUAACACAUAACACUUCCAAGAAUACUAUCGUAUAGACACGUCCUUAUACUGAGCUGCCUCAUCUAGCCCCUAUCACUCUUCCAUAUCUGUAGUGAUGUGAUCCUCCCUCCCUAGACAACCUCACCCAACUCACCAUCAACACCACAACCUCUUCUAACCAAAAUGUCCGAAUCAUCACUCCCAACUUCCACAAUCGUGGCAGCAACAUCAGAGCAAGCCUCACCCACAGUCUCUCCAUUCAUACUCGCAUUCGACAUCGUCGUCGCUGUAUUCAGCUUCCUCUUCUCCUUCAACUGGUCAGGGUUCUUCUCAAGGCUUUUCACUAUAAUCAGCUUUCCUUUCCGCCUAAUUCUCAUACCCUUGUCAUUUGUCCUCAACAUUCUUCUCGUUGUGUUUGCACCGGCUAUUUACCUCUUCUCUUACACACUUGCUGGCGUGCGUUCUGUAUGGGCGUUUCUGGCUAGCUUAGAGCCGCUGUAUACUUUUUUUGGUGCUGCAGCUGGCGUCGGCAUCUUGGCUGGCAUCGGCCUGGCCAUAUUCUCAUCCACCAUCACGUCCUACCUAGGAAUGCAGAGUGACGAUAUCGACUCAGGGGGGUCAACUACUAAGGGCAGUUUGCUCGAAACCAGCAGUCGACGAGAUUCGCAAUCUUCAGGCACUGAGCUCGACUGGCAAUGGCUUGACUCUUCCAGUCAAAGGCGCCGACCAGCUGGUGGCUUACUAUCGCAGACCAUUCACGAGGAGGAUGAUGAUUCAGAAUAUUGAUCGUGUAUAAGCGCUAUAGUACAUCAAAGCUCAGCUGCAAACUUCUACGCUAUGGAUAAUCCCAUAAUAUAUGUUCUUAGACGAGAGGAUCAACCUGCUAAAAUCCUCUGAUACCAUGCGCCGCUCAUGUAAUAAUGCUAGACACUCAGCCUUUCCAAGGAUAUUCUUCUUCUUCCUUACUUGUUUA